This is a messenger RNA of Bombus huntii, 11743 nucleotides long. RefSeq names its product BTB/POZ domain-containing protein 7. NCBI's taxonomy places the organism in Eukaryota, Metazoa, Arthropoda, Insecta, Hymenoptera, Apidae. Gene Ontology annotation, biological process: morphogenesis of a branching epithelium. Gene Ontology annotation, molecular function: protein binding. The record is from RefSeq and is a predicted model, not a curated record. The transcript is spliced from 11 exons. The coding region runs from base 846 to 3095 and encodes 749 amino acids.
GUGAAGAAUCUAUUAGUUCCAUGGAAACGCAGGGUAACAGUUCGUAACAACCGUUCCAUGGAAUUCGUUUAAACAAAAACAAACCGCGUUAUUCUUCGGUGAUAUCAAAGAAAUAUAUUUUAUUGCCACUGCCAUUAACGAUCAGUAAACCUAACCUCUUUGUCGCUCCAAUUCUACCAAGAUUUGGACAUGGAGUACUUCAUCGCGGAAUUGUGUAUUCGCGCAUGAUCAGAUGUAAUAUAAAUCUUUCGGUGUCAGAAAAAUUCCUUCUCUGUGUGUAUGCCUUAAACGAUUCUGUUAUCUGUGAAAGCGUCGUGAACGUAAACAAUACUAUUUCACACAUUAUUUUUAACGUUCCGUGUUAUUUUCGUUUCGCCUAUCGUCGAGCUCAUUACAGUUAGCAAUGACUGCCGUCGAGGUUUGUUUUCGUGCGACCAGACGGUCUUCUGUGUUCCCAAUAAUACGUUGUCGUCUGUAUGGCUCUAUUUACUUAACGUGUCUGAAUGCUCGUCUCUCGUAAACCUGUCUCAUAGAUUUUGUUAAUACAGAAAUGCGAGGUACAAAUGAUACAUAUCGUGCCGCGAUUAACUUUUAUUUACAUGCAGACUAAGUUGACGAGCAUAAACAUGGCCGUCGCGCUUUGUGAUGAUUACUUGUGCCAGUUUGAAUUCAAGGAAGUCCCUCGAGAAUGGAAAUAAUGGAUGGAACGCAUGCACCCGAGAUAUCCAGCCUCGAUAAUUUCGUCGGAAAUGGAUGAAAAAUGUAUCGAGCAUUGAGCGUAUCCAUUUAAAAGGCGCUUCCGAAUUCAAUGCAGUGUACUUUCUAGGCUGUUGUCUGGGUGAGCAAUGAAUGUAUUCCGAAUUUUGACACCGUGUGUAUUGCAACGUAGACGACCAAAGGAGGUUGAUAAUUCCGAUAAAAGGGAUUGCUGGUUCGUGAAAAGACGGCGUGGAGAUGCUUCCUACAUGAUACAUAGAAUGGGUGCUUCUGCAUCGUCAAGCAUUACCAGUGUAGGUGGAGAUUCGGUCCAAGCAGCUAGACUUUCAUCCUCUGGUAAUCCACCUGAUCAACAUGGCAUUGCUAUCAGGGAAAAGAAGAAGAAAAUGACGGGGUUCGCGACUUUACGGAAGAAGUUCAUUCGAAGACGUCGGUCUUCAAAGGCCUGCGACCAUGGUAGGAUAAUCCGAGAUUUAGUCUCAACAUGGAGCCAUUUAGAGGCAACGGCGCUUUUGGAGGAGUACGAGGCGUUGGCUGCAUUAAAGGAUCUCCAUGUUCAAGCCGAAUUAGCUAGACCACCGGCUGCCACAUACAAACAGGAUUUGUCGAUGUUGUACGACUAUAAACAUUGUUCUGAUGUGGAUCUCGUCUACCGAGGAGCAUGCUUCCCUGUUCACAGAGCCCUGUUGUCAGCCCGUUGUCCCUACUUUAGGGAUUUGCUGGCUGGAUGCCCGGGAUACGGUGCUAGAAUAUGUUUGGAGCUGAGAACACCGAAUCUCGAAGUACAAAUGUUUUCAGCAUUAUUGCGAUAUCUCUACACUGGUGAUAUUUGUCCACACGAUGCAGCUCUGGAGGCGAAUCUCUUGCGACGACUGAGCGAAGAAUUCGGCACACCGAAUCCGCUGGAACACGAUCUCAGAUACCUGUUGGACACCGGUGAUUACGCGGACGCUGCGUUAGUGUUCACAUCGGACAGUGAUUACCAGAGACCAGAUAGUGGAAGUUCAGAAUAUGGAUUCCGGCCAAAGUUAGAACUGCCAUGUCAUAAAGCGAUACUUUCUGCGAGAUCCCCGUUCUUCAGAAACUUAAUACAAAGACGGACUAGAUCUGGGGAAGAUCACACAGAAAGAGCGCUUCAUAUACCCACUAGAAUAGUUUUGGAUGAGAGUGUAAUACCCAAACGAUACGCCAGAGUAUUGUUACAUGCAGUGUAUUUAGAUACAGUUGAUUUAUCGUUAAUUAUGAGAGGUAAUGGUUGCGGGAACAGCGCUGGUAGUCUUGGAGAGGUUCAGGCUCUUACUCAUACUGGACGUGUUCGACCAAGUCCCUUAGAAGAAGCGAUGGAAUUGUACCAAAUCGGCAGAUUUUUGGAACUAGAUAUAUUGUCACAGGGUUGUGAAGAUCUUAUUUUAGAAUACCUUACAUUGGAAUCGCUCCCAACUGUUUUGAAGUGGGGUAGUCAACCUCACGGAUCGGCAUGGGUACAUAGACAAGCCUUGCAUUAUUUAAGAGAGGAAUUCCAGCCAGUCGCUUCUUCUUCUAUUCUCCAUCAAUUAGACCACGUACAUUUGGCGAACGUUUUGCAAAGUCAUUUCUUGCAAGCGAGCGAACUUGAAAUACUGCAGGCGGUACUCAAGUGGGGGGAACAAGAAUUGGUGCGUCGUAUGGAAGAUCGGGAACCAAAUUUGCUCAGUCAUACGGUGCACUCUGUGACAAGAAAGGGGUUGAAGAAAAGGGAUUUAAGCGAUAUAGAGUUGCGAGAGAUACUUAGCGAGCUUCUACCACUUGUCAGAAUGGAUCAUAUAUUACCCCCAAAUAGUGAAGCGCUGGCUCAAGCUAUUAGAAGAGGAUUAGUUUCAACUCCACCGAGUCAUAUGAUAGGAGAUGAGAGGGAGAAUUUACGAAUGAAUGCAUGGAUAAGGGGAGGGAAGAAAAAUGGAUUUUUUGUAAGGCCACGCCUGUUCAUGCCUUAUUACGAGGAAAUAAAGUCUUUAGUUGAGGAACAAAUGGUCCAAGAAGCAGAUUUAGUGAGAUUGCGAAGGCCACGGUAUGUGGCCGAUAUUCCCGAUGCCUUGUACAUGGUUGAUGAGAAACCAAGACCAAUGGGUACAGCCGGAGUGGAUGUUCUCGCCGCGGCGUUUCCAGUUCCAGAUUCCGCGACCUUGGCAGCUAUGCUGAAGCGAGAGCAGAAAUUGAGGCAGUCUCCCAGUUGUCAGAGGGCUAUCAGUUUGCCGCUCUCAUCGCGACACGAAAUUAAUAGGCAAGUGCGAUUACGUGUUGUGAGGGAGUUCAACCUACCUGACACGGUGGCGGAUCUGUUAGAACCACUUGCAACAGUUGUAAUAACAUCUUGCUCUCAGAAAUUGUGUAAUAUUUAACGCCUCCACUAUGACGAGAAUAAUGGUUCUUCUACGACACUCACUUGUUUCUUCUGGCUUCCGUUUUCAUUCAAGUACUUACAUAGAUGAAAAAACACGUACGUACGUAUUUAUAUAAUUUCCCGUUUAUUGGAGGAUCCAAUAUCCUAAGUACGGUUUAGACCAAAGCUAAUUGCGAAUGUGAAUGUUUCGUAUUAGAGAUACGAAUGAAAAACAAAGUCAGUUAAGUAGAAGUGAUAACACGCUUAUCAGUAAUAUUCAUUUUUCUUUUUGUCAUGUUUACCAUGUAACUUAUGACCAAGUGGUGUUGACACAGGCAUGUAUACGUAUUUUAUAUCCUGUCGUCGUAUAGUAUUGUAAUUUUUCAUUCCUGAUCGAGCUUUAAAUCAGUUGAUUUUUGCUAAAUAGAGAACUAACAUUCGAGUGGAAAACGGCCAAGGAAGAGAAAACAUAUAAUUAAAGCUAAUUAAACGAUUCGAUUCCAAGUAUCGAUGAACUAUCUGUUCAUUGUCUCGACGCAUAUAUGAAAUGUAAAUUAGUUUUAUAGUUCGAGUUACGCUAUGCGAUCGAGACAGAUAAACGCGCGCGUAUAUGCGUAAUUCUGCGUGCUGGUAAUUUUGAAAAAAAUUGCAUCAUCGAAUUACCAUGCAUACAUAGCGUGUUCCAUAGCAUAUUGCAUCGUCUAUACGCCUAACGAUAUAAGUAAAGACGCGUCAAGCCGCUUAAGGAUACAUAAACAAUGCAUAGUAAUUCAUUAUUUUGCCUAGUUAUUGUAAAGUAUUUACACGCUCUCUUGUACGCACCUCAAUUCUUUUUGCUUUUUGAUAUUUAUCUAGACUUAUAUAGAUAAUUUCUGCUUGCUUUAAGUCUUCAUAAAGACUUCUUAAAGAACUUUUUAUAUAAAUAAGUAAAUAUAUCUGGAAAAAUCUGGUGAAAAGAAUGAAAAAUGUCAUUAAUAGUGAUCGAGCAAUAUAUUAAGUAUUUCUAUAUUUUUCGUCUAUUUUUUAAAUAAAGGGAUAUAUAUUUAUUUACAAAACGUUUUUGUCACACAUGUAUAUAUAAUAAUUUGUUAUGCUCAUAUAUUGAAAACGAUUCGUCAGCUCACAUUUAUUUUUACCUAUAUGUUUGCGAAAUUACAGUUCAACCGUGAAUUCUUAAAAUCGCCUGUAAUUUCCUAUUGUUGUAUAUUUUCACAGUUAAAGUAAGGUCAAGCCGGCUAAUUAUCAGUGACUGUAGGACGACAUUUGAUAUAAAGCUUAUAGAUUAAAUAUAUUAGAUUAUAUUAAAUAAAAUUCUUAUGAUUUUUUUAUUAUUAUUAAAUUAUUAAUAAUAUUAAACAUUAUAGCUUAUAUAAGAUACAUUAGAAAAAACUUUGCUUAAUUUUCACUUUGUAACUUUCCUGAGUUAGUCAGCGAAAUUACAGAUCACGAAUAUGUUAUUCAUUACGUAUUGUUAAGUGUUUGUAAGAUACUGGAUUUCGUUAAUACGUUUAGCUGUUUUUAAACGCAAAUGUAUUUGAAAUGCAUUUGCGUUUUAGUCUUACCUGAGCUAGAUAUUUAAAAGAAACUUAUUAAAUUUGUGGGUGUACGCUCAAAUUCGAAAGGUCUCAUUAGCAAAGUGAUAUUUGAAAAUCCAAAAAAUCAAUAUUUCAUAGGAGUGAGGCGGGGGGAGGGACAGGGAGGAAAAGAGAGAAUUACGUAUUUUAUGAAAUAGAUUGUGUAAAUAAUUUAGAUAUAUUUCUGUUUAAAAGGAUAUAAACUAGUUUUUGGAAUUUUGUUAAAAAUAGGAAAACAAUUAUAAAGAUACAUUGAAAAUGCAAUAUUUUUAAAUAAUGUAUUGUGUUCGAUAGGUUUGAAUGACACAAAAGUGGUAUACAAUUCGACGAUAAUCUUCACAAUUAUCUAUUCAGUUACCUAUCGUAAGUUAUCGUGAGUUAUAAGGUGAAAGAAGUUAUCGACUUUAUAGAUGGGAAAUGUAGCUUCACGAUGUAAAUUAUAUAUUUUCAAAUGCGUCGCAUUUUCAUCGAACUGAACGUGAUAAGUAUCGAUGCUCUUAGCCAUUUUUUAAUGCGAUUCCCUAAGCUAUGUUAAGGACAACGAAAAUUGAUUUCCAAAUUCGUUACACCAUAAUACUCGAUGGAACGAAGGAACUUAAUCACGCUUCGAAGUUAUUACCAAGUUCAAUAUUUGCGUAUAAUUCAGAGUAAGCAAACAAAUCUGAUGUUAUCGUGAAUAUGUUAAGCUGUUAAUUAAACAGAUCGCUGAAGCAGUUGCAGGUAUGUUUGGAAAUAGUUCAGGGUCUACUGUUUGAAGCGUUACAUAUUUUAAAAUAUUGUGUAAACCAUUUGAUGAUUUAAUACUCACAUUUAUGACUACGUUUAUUUUACUAAUCCGCCACUUUGUGCAUUUUAAUCUCUAAACACGCCUCCGUUUUAUAAUCUAUCUUUUACCGAUUGCUUUACAGUAUUAUGUUUGUAAUAUGUUAGACAGAUAUAUACACAUAUACACACACUAUAUUCAAGUUCUAAUUUUGCUCUUUUCUUUAUGCAUAUUAUAAUUAGAUUAUAACCAGGAUUUGGUUACGUACGGCAAAGAAAAAUUAUAAUUCAUGCAAAUUUGUACUUUAAUCUGGAAUUCAGAAAUAAAAUUUACUUUAUUUUGUUACCUAACAAAAUUUUGUUAACGAAUUAUCUAAAGUUGGUAUAUAAGGGUCUAUCAACGAAGCAAGUGAAAUAAAAUUGAUAAAAUGCGUGUAUAUAGAUGUGUGAUCUCUAAAUUGGAGUUAUAAAGGGUUAGUCCGUGAAAUUAAAAUACCGUAGAACUUCUCAAUCAAUUAUUAUUCAUUCUAUUUAGAAUUAAUAUUCUAUCUACGCAAUUGAUUCACUUUUUACCCGCCCCCCAUCAUAUUUGACUCACGUAACUUCCUUAUUGGAUUCAAUUCCAACGAUAACUUCCUCAUAGUGCAACAUUAUCAGUAAACAGCAAAUAUGUAUGGAAAUGCAUAUUUUUCUAGAAAAUUUGUAAUUCAAGCGAAACCUCAAUAGAGCUUUGUUUCACCUUUAGAAAGUUUUUAAUCGCCUGUUAUUUAUUUUACAUAUUUAAAUUGUUUUUUAAAGCAAAUAUACAAACAAAUACGUAUAUAUAUAUAUUGUAUUUUAUUGCAUUGUAUUGCAUAUUUCAUAUUCAUCCGCCAUAUUCAUCUUGGAAAGUUUAGUAACUAUUGGUUACUGAAUUUAUUGAAAGAAGCAGUUCAUUAGCAAGUAAUUGCCACUUACAAGCUAUUUAUUGAUUCUUCACAAUUACUGAAUGACGUCUAAGAAAGAUCUAACGAGUACAAGUGGAUAUGUUAGCAAAAAAUUUAUGCUGAAGUGAAAUGCAGUUUUGUAGAUUAGUAAUUAGUUGAGAAACUAAAAUUGUUGAGAACGUUACUGGAGUAAGUUUACAUAUAAUAUAUUUCAUAUAAUACAUAUAAUAUAUCUCCGUCUGACUGAUGUCGAAUUAGAAGCUAAUUUUAACUGAUAAAAAUUUGGAAUUAAUUAUGAUUAGUUCUUCCUUGCAAUAAAAGUAUAUCGUAUUAAGAGAGUCCUGGACUUUCUUGCAAUAACGUACUAACUAAUAAUAUUCGUGAAUCGACAAGUAACACAUUGAUAGUUAUAGACUUUGGUUUUAUAAUAGGAUAAUCGGAUAAUUUGUGGUUUAUACAUAAGAUUUCCUUGUUAAAUUUCAUUUUUUGUUUUAUUACGAGACCUGUUCCGAUUAUGUAAGAAAAUCUACUGCUACCGAUAAUUUGUACAUGUAUGACUAAUAAUCGAGACAUGUACAAGAGGCGAAGUCUAUCAGUUUGGAUUCUAAGAAGUUUAUGAAUUCGUACGCACGUUAUAUUUCAUACUCAAUUUAUCAAUUCAUUUAGCAAGAAUCAGUAUUCAGUUUCUUCACCGUUUAUCCUUCCAUUCCAAAACCAUAUAGAAAACACCGGAAGAUGUGUAUGUGUAUGCGUAGGUGUAUAUACCCUUCAUUAACAUAUUGCUUGCCGUAACAAAAGAUCGGCUUCCGUGUUCCUACGCGAAAAUUAACUUUAUAGUGCAAUAAAGGAACAUCAACGCCUCUUUUACGUUGAUCUCUUCGUUUUUCCACGAAUUUGCGGGGAACGAACUUCCGUUACAUGCGAGACGUUGAGCGCAUCGCAAUUUUCGUCCACGAAAAUUGCAUGCGAUAAACGUCGACCGGUGUUUUUCGAAUACAAAACGCUCGUGACAAAUUAUUUGCUACAGCAACGCGAUAUUUAUCUCGAAUGACUUCCGCGAUGCUUCUCGAGUAAUGUUUUUGUACGCGAAUAGAAGCGAACAGCGGUGGCGGGUCCGAAUAAAUUGCUAAAAUUCUCUGCUGUCCGUCUAGUCGAGUUAUUCGUUACGCGGCUUGUCUUUGCUGUAUUGUUAAAAAAAAAUUUUUUUAUUUUCAUUUCAUCGUUGCAUAACGCGAUGAUGCGCCAUCGAGCGGAGCGUAUAAUUAACAGCUCUUGUGUUAAGAGGUCGGUUAUUAUCGGCAGUGUCGAGACGCCUUUUCCAUUUUUCCAAGAGUUUUUACGCAAGUUUUCGGUUUCUUCCAGUAGUGAAUUACUGAUGUUUAACUUUUUAACGCACACAUUCUUUCUCGGUUUAUUAAUGGAAAUGAUUAAACUUUUUAGAAUUGACUAUUCCGAACAGAUUAGGAUGGAGUAAUUAUUCUCUUAUUAUUUUGAAACUACCUGAGAAAAAUCUCUCAUCACAUAUAUAAGAUUCUUAUCUUUUACCAGGUACGAUGUAUGUAGAUCUUUUAUUGUAUAAAAUAAGUAUCUUGUAUGUGUAAAGAUCGAUGGUUAAAAUAAUUAGAAAAAUUAAGGACACUCUAUGCCACUGUAUAUUAGGAAUAUGUGCAUCAAGCGAUUAAUCCUUUGAUAGUAAAAUAACGAAGAAUUUGAAGUGUAUCAUUUUGAAAAUAAUUAUUUCUUUAUCAACAUUUCUUGCGUUUCUAUCGUCAAAUACAACAUAUAUAUAGAUUUCUCUGAAUGUUCAAUUGUUAAGAAACUAAUUAAUCGAUUACAGUUUUAUACACGUAUAACGCUUCAAAAUGCAAAGUUCGGUUCAAUAUGUUGUUAUAUUCGAUUAAUAUUGGUAACAUUAGUGAUUAUUUUCUUUCAGUAGUAUAUCUAGAUAUUAGAGAUAUGAUAUUGCUAUUUUUCAGACUUAAAUCUAGAUAUUAGUCUUACUCAAUCCAAACAGAGAUGUCGAUAUAUACUAGUUUCUCGACUACUGUUACAAUAUUAUUAUUGGAAGCAGUGCUGAUACAGAUAUUAUCAUUGCAAUAACGAUAGCACUGACAACACGUACGUUAUACAGGGUGGUUGGUAACUGGUGGUACAAGCGGAAAGAGGAUGAUUUUACGCGAAAAAAGAAGUCGAAAAUGUAGAGUAAAUAUUUCUUUUUUAAUUUUUUUUUUUUAAUUUUUCCAUCGUGACAACGGUCUACAGUGAGAUCCGUUAUAACGUAUCGCACGCGUACCGAGCGAAAAUUCAAAGUCGAUUUUCUCGAAAACAAAGCCUCAAACGAAAAAUUUUUAUUCUAUAUUUUCGACUUCUUUUUCGCGUGGAACACCCCCUUUCCGCUUGUACCACCAGUUACCAACCACCCCGUAUACAACUAUACAAUGGUAUACUAUAUAAUUUUCAGAAGAAUCUUGUGACUUCUUAUUUAUUUAGACGAUACAUAUCGACCGUGAUUCUUUUGCAAAAAUGAUAAUUUAACAGCUGAAUAGAUGUACACGAUAACGCAAAGUUAUUACAGUUAAGUUGUUCUUUAGGACCUUUCCUAAAAAAAAAAUUAUUUAUGACGCUUGGAACUUCCAAACUGUGUAGUGUUAGAAGGAGUUACAAAGCUUUCAGUUGUAUUGCCGUUUUACGUUAUAUCGAGUCUGUAUAUCGGAAAUAGAUUGAAAAGUAUUGAAAUAUGUAAAGUAGGAAGAGCAAAUCCUAGUAGAAAGCAAAAGUGACUGUUGCAACUGUAAGCGCAGUUAGAAGGAAAUUGCGAGAUAAUUCGUUCGAUAUUGUAUUACAGUCGAUCUUACGUAAGCUCCCAGUAUUUGAGUAGAGAGCAAAACGGUGAUAGACAUUAAAUUUCUAGGAAGCAAAGAUCGUUUUCUCUAUUCCUAUUUUCGUAGUUUCGUGUAGAAAUUGCAAACAAAAAUUUCUGUUCAUGAUUAUGAAAGUAUAAUCUAAGUAAAAAAAGAAUAGAAAUUGGAUUUAACAUUAUCCCAAUUAACGUCUAACCGUUGCAUUGUUAAGUACAAUUUACUUCAUAACUAUUCUAUUUAAUAGUGAUCAUUGAAUUUUCCGCGAUUCUAAUCACGCGAAACUCAUGCAACGCAUGUGUAGUAAAGGUUUUUAUUAGGUAAAUUCAAAAUGAUGAGAUGAUUAUGAUAAAUAAGAAGAAGAUUGUAGAAAAUUAUGAGGAUGAGUGUGAUGGUGAGAAAAGGUACAUUUUCAUGUAUUGCCUUCGAGAAGACUCGAUUAUCACGGUGACGCUACUUUUUUCAUGUUUUGUUUUCAAUUAGUUUCCGGAGAAUUAGAAACAACACGUGUGUUAAAUACAGUGACAAACAAUCUUCAUUUUUUCUGAACGAUAUAACCUUAUCAUUUUUACAAACAUUCCAGAAUAUUACAUACAAAUUCCCACUUUUAUGAACAAGGAAAUCUUCUUUACUUCUUACAUUUUUUAAUAAUUACUCGAUUCUGGAUAUUUUCUCUAUUUUUUUUUUCAAAAUUAUGUAUGUUCUGUAAUUUUUAAGAUUAACUUCUGCACGUUAGAUUUUGUCAUAAAUCCAUAUGCAUGCACAGUCUAACUAGGACAAUGUAAAUGUUCAUUUCAAUGAAUGAAAAAAAUACGUGGACAAUGAUAACACUAAUUUCUUUCCUUACACGUGAGUAUAUCCAUGAAACUUUACUAUAUUGUUAAUCGUAUACUUUAGUCGCUAUAAAGAGUUUAUUUCAAUGAAAUAAUUAGUUUCGUAGUAAGUUAGUUAAAAAUGACUGGUUUCAAUAUUGUCAAGAUAACGCAAUCACUUAAAGUAGAGAAACAGCCAAUAGCCACGAGAAGCCGUCUCAUUCAAUCAAUCUUCAUCUCGAUCGCGACAAGACUCGAGAAAACGUGAUAAUGUAAACUGAACGUGAUGAGCCUUAAUUAAUCGAUAUCAUCUUGACUUGUAUGUUUUUUGAAACGCGAUUUUUCCAAACGUUCAAACGCGUUCGAUUUCAUCGGUCCUUUCCAAGAAAAAUUCUUUGUACACGAUCGCUGAUACAAUUUUUAACCUUGACUUUUAAUGGAUUAUUGUUUCGUUUGAAAAAGAUAUCAAAGUAGCAAGCAGUAAUUCUUGUUGUCAUCGAGUUGAUCAGAUAUCUACUUCCUAUUGUGUUAAUUACAUUUCCCUCAUAAAUAUUUACGAUAUACCUUGUAUUUCAACGUUCCUUUACUACAGACAAACAGAGUUAAACUGUUAGGAAGGGAAAUAUACUGUGUUGAUUGCACCUGAUGAGAUUAUCAAAAAAGAAAUAUUAGAUCUUAAUCGAUGUUCUAUUAGGUUCUCUGUUAAAAUCGUUUGCGUUUCUUUAACGUCGUAUUACGUUUGCUCAUAUCUUUAAAUUUUACUUAAAAAAGUGGAAAAUAUUGAAAGCUUUGAAUGGUGUUAAUUUGAUAGGCAGGAACUGAAAAAAUGAAUUAUGUGCUCGCUAAAUUAAAGCAGAUACAAUAAAUAUUAGAUUGUGUAACAAGUCCUCGCAUCUUUUUUAAAAGAGCGUGUAUGAUCGUCGUAUACAGCAUACACUGCGUCAAAUUUUCGAAGAAAAGAUCCUUCAGUCUUAAUAGAUAUUUUAAUCAAAAAAAUCGAGGAAGAAAGGUCUAUAGGUUUAAGGUAAAUAUACCUACAUAUACGUGUUAAAUGUAUUUUUCAAUCAAUUAUUUGGAAUACCAUGGAAUUUUUAUUUGUUUGGUAAAUAUAAAUGUUUAAAUGUAGCCAUUAAAUUAAAUUACUAUUGGAUUAGAUUAAAACAAACUAACAAAGUUCUCUAAGAGCUAUUAGAAUUAUCAAUUGAAACGUAGCUAAUGACUGAAACUGUUCUAUCUAUGUCUGAAUCUUCCGGUUGGAUUUGCUCGAUUCACGCUUUUUCCAUAAAUCUCUCCUCAAUUGAUUUCUUUCUUUUCAAUAAAAUUCAUUAUUAAUAAUUGCAUUUCUAUUUAAAAAAAAAAUUUUCUAUUUUAGAAACGCGCAAAGCAUAAAAUAUUCAGAGUAUGCAAUGAUGCACGGUUAAUUGCGUAUGAUUAUAAAGCUUAAUAACAGAUGUCAGAAUAAAUGUAUCAAUUUUCUAUAAAUUUACAUAAACAUUUACAUAAACAUUCGAUUCUCCAUAAAAGUCUCGCAUUUGCAUAAAUAUCCCUUGUCAACCACUAUAGUGGAGACAAUGUUUCUUUUGAAGUCGUUUAAAAUGAUUUUUAAUAAGAAGAAGCUUUUCCAUUCGGACAAUUGAGAAAAUUCAAGUGGCUCUUUAUUUUGCAAAAAAAAAAAAAAAUACCUUUAAGCUCUAGCCGCACAUUCAAAAUCGGUUUCGAUCGUUCACUCGGUUGU